AUGCUUCGUGGCUGCACUCCUGUCCCAUCUGUCGACCUCUACUACAUGGAAGAAUCUCAGAACGAUGCCCCAUACGUUGUGCAGGUAACUACAAGCCACAAUAGUGCUGUAUACGUCUCUGUGGAGAAGCUUGAGCACCUCCUCGCCGACUUGACAUGCUCCUCAUCUGUCAUUGACAACUCUACUACCUUGACGUUUGUUUUCGACACUAUUGGAACUAUGGCUGUUGCACCAUUCACGAUAGCAUAUGACCUUGAGAAUCUCACGGCUAUCGUCACUGCGCGACUUUCGCCACUUGGCAAGACACCCGAGGCGAGCUCGAACCUACGGUUCCAGGGCGGUCCCAUGAACGCUGAGCUUCGGACGAAGUUGAGAAGACGCAGCGCGCUCGAAGAAUACAGUGUCAUGGCUAAGAGAGAUCUGAAGAGCUCACCAUGGACCUUCGAUCUCAACGAGCUUGGCGACUUUGCACCAAGGGAGGACAUCAUCAGCUUCAAAGUGGCCGCCUAUUUCGAUCUUGACUUCGACCUAAGCGACCUUGGAAGAUUCGACAACCCGUUCAAUACGGCGAGGAUUGGACUGAAGGUACUAGAUGCUAUUGAUGGGAAUUUCAGUAUAGAGGCUGCAGCUACUGUCAAUGUUCAAGUCGAAUGUGCCUAUCCUGGCACGUGCUUGAAAGGCAGCACGGGACGAGGAAAACAAUUCCAGCCUAGGCCGAGCCGAAACGGCAAUGCUACAAAGAUCUCUGGUUUGACAUUCGAUCCUAAAUUGAGCUUGGGAAUAGCAGUGGGAUUGACAGCAGAGGCUGGUAUCACUGUCAAACUGCCCGCCACCGUGGGUGUCGCCAAAUAUGGGCAGUUAGAGAAGGACUUCUUAGGGGACGGGCUGUCUACCGGCAAUUUGACAAAGUCCGCGACCGUUCAAAUUGGCACCCCUGUUUUCGCAACGAAAAAAUUGGAAAUCUGCGGCUUCAUUGCAUUGGGGCCAGCGGUCGAAUUUCGAGCUAGCCUAAACGAAGUUAAUGCCUCCAUUUCCGUGUUCGCACGACUGGAUCUUCCAAGGGUCAACUUUUGUGCUGCACUGGCCCAAAACGUCGACGGUAAAUGCAAACUACAGGGACCCUUCAAAGAGGCGCUCAAGCUCUCAGCAGGGAUUGGGGCUGGCGUUAAAGUAGGGGCUGAAAUUGACCCUGGAUCAUUCUCCGUGAACACUGAGGUGAAAGGUCUGUACUUCGAAAAAACCAUUGCCCAAAUUUGCUUCGACAUCAGCGGAGACAACGAGAAAGUUGAUAAAUCGCUACCUCCGCUAGGCAACACGUCGAAGCCAAAAGACCAGCCAGGUGACGAGAUCCCUUUCCGGGGCCAAAACAAUGAUACCAGCACUUCUAAUGCUGGUGUGCUAGCGAACAGCACCGUUACCUACGAUUGUAGUGGCGUUGCCCCAUCGCCUGGCGGACAGCCUUGUGGAAGUGUGAUCAUGCAAUGCCCGACUCUAUCUACCUGGUCGUGUGGGAAUGGUCAGCAAGGCAUUGUGCCACCUGGAACUUUCUGCGCGUGUGGUGCGUUCCGAUAUCCGGGAUGGCUGGCACCGACAUCGUUAAAGCCUGCAUGUACGACAGGUAUUGUUUGUGUUUCAACGACCACGUUCAGCGUGUGUUCGCCAGCUGGUAUCGAGCCUCCGCAAGCGGUUGCGCCAGGCACGCAGUGCGAAAAUGGUGGAAUUGUAGCUGUGUGA
This is a messenger RNA of Parastagonospora nodorum SN15, 1734 nucleotides long. RefSeq lists its product as hypothetical. Lineage: Eukaryota; Fungi; Ascomycota; Dothideomycetes; Pleosporales; Phaeosphaeriaceae. The transcript has 9 exons. The record is from RefSeq and is a predicted model, not a curated record. The coding region runs from base 1 to 1734 and encodes 577 amino acids.